CUCUUCCCUUUCAGCUUCUCUCCUCAAUAUUUCUUCUACUCUCUCUCUCUCUCUCUCUCUCUCUCUCUCUUAACAUUAGAUUAAUUCCCAAUCUUCCCUAUUCCUGAUCUCAAUCCUUUUUCUUUUUGGUGAAAUUUUAAUUUCUAAACUUUAGAAAUGAUGCCUCCUGAGCAAGAGACAAUUACAGGCACCCCAAAUAGCACCACCACUAGUGCCACCACAACUCCGUCGCCCAGCUUCUUACUCACAAACGUGAACCGGUCGUCGGAGACCGGUUCCGUUCACGCCGAACCGUCUUGUGAUCACGCCGAAACCAGCCCCACCUGCUCGUUGGGUCAUGACCAUGAUCAUCAUCAUAAUCUGGUGCUUGCAGAUCACCAUAACCAAUCGGCAGGCGCCGUUAGAUCUUCCAUUUUUCGCGAAUCUCUACGCCCCGUUACUCUCAAGUUUGAAGACGUUGCUUACACCGUCAACCUGAAACCCAGAAACGGAAUGAACUGCUUUUCUACGCAUGUGCCGAAGCCAACCCGGGCCGUUCUCAACGGAGUUUCUGGGUUGGUUCGGCCCGGGGAGCUUCUCGCAAUGCUGGGCCCCUCCGGCAGCGGCAAAACGACACUCCUCACGGCUCUCGCCGGUCGUUUGCCGGGGAAGAUCUCCGGUAACAUAUCGUACAAUGGCCAGCCUUUUUCCAGCUCAAUGAAGCGCAAAACCGGGUUUGUUUCACAAGACGACGUGUUGUACCCUCACUUGACUGUGUUAGAGACCUUGACAUACGCAGCUUUAUUGAGGCUUCCGAAGAAGCUCACCAGGGAGGAGAAGAUCGAACAGGCCGAGUUGAUCAUCGUCGAACUCGGCCUGACUCGGUGCCGCAACGGCGUCGUGGGUGGGCCGCUCCUCCGGGGCGUGUCGGGCGGGGAGAAGAAGCGGGUCAGUAUCGGGCAGGAGAUGUUGGUAAACCCGUGCCUGCUGCUGCUCGACGAGCCGACGUCGGGGCUCGACUCCACGACGGCGCAGAGGAUAAUCGCAACGUUGCGCGGGCUGGCACGCGGCGGCCGAACAGUCAUCACUACCCUUCACCAGCCGUCCAGUAGGCUGUACAGAAUGUUUGAUAAGGUGGUGGUAUUGUCCGAGGGCUGCCCCAUUUAUUGCGGGCAGGCGGGACGGGUCAUGGAUUAUUUCGGCUCCAUCGGAUACGUCCCCGGGUUCAAUUUCAUGAACCCGGCUGAUUUUUUGCUUGAUCUUGCUAAUGGUAUUGCAACUGACAUAAAACAGGAUGACCAACAUGAAUUUCAUGGCAGAUUGGAGCAUCUUGACGACCAAAAUUCAAUUAAGCAGCACCUAGUAUCGUCCUACAAAAAGAACAUAUACCCCACCUUGAAGGCUGAGAUUCACGGAAAUCACAAAGACCCAGUUAGAAAUUCAUCAUUAAGAGGUAGUGAGAAUAAGUGGAUCACAAGCUGGUGGGUGCAAUUUAAGGUGCUUCUGAGAAGGGGUUUGAAAGAAAGAAAGCAUGAAUCUUACUCAGGCUUAAGGAUUUUCCAAGUCAUGUCUGUUUCAAUUCUUUCAGGCCUUCUGUGGUGGCACUCUGACCCCUCAAAUAUACAAGAUCAGAUUGGACUUCUUUUCUUCUUCUCCAUCUUUUGGGGCUUCUUCCCUCUAUUCAAUGCCAUCUUUGCAUUCCCUCAAGAAAGGCCAAUGCUGAUAAAAGAGCGCUCCUCGGGCAUGUACCGCCUCUCCUCCUACUACUUUGCUCGAAUGGCGGGCGAUUUACCAAUGGAGCUCGUGCUGCCAACCGUCUUCGUAACGGUCACGUAUUGGAUGGGAGGCCUCAAGCCUUCACUCAUUACAUUCUUACUAACACUAUUGAUCAUACUUUUCAAUGUCUUGGUCUCCCAAGGGCUAGGACUAGCCUUAGGAGCCAUUCUCAUGGAUGUAAAACAGGCCACCACACUAGCUUCGGUGACUAUGCUCGUUUUCUUACUCGUCGGCGGAUACUACAUUCAGAAAAUCCCAGCCUUCAUUGCUUGGUUGAAGUACAUAUCCUUCAGUCAUUACUGCUACAAGUUGCUUGUGGGAGUGCAAUACACAGAUAAUGAGUUCUAUGAGUGUGGGAUUGGAAUGCAUUGCAGGGUAAUGGAUUUUCCUGCCAUUAAGUGUCUUGGACUUGAUAACAAGUGGUGGGAUGUGGCUGCUUUGACUGUGAUGUUUGUGGGGUAUAGGCUUUUGGCUUAUGUGGCUCUGAGAAUGGGACAACCUCAAUGACUCUGCUUUGCUUGACACAAAAAAGGUUCACAGACUGAAUUAUGUGUUUUGAGAUUUUAAGCUAACGGAAUUGAUGGAGAUCAUCAUAUUUUCCAACUUGAUCAAAUAAUCAUGUUGGCUGACUAAGAAAGUCUCAGGCUGACCCUCUUUAGGUCUAAAAUGGGAUUCGGAUUGUAUCGAAGUUUGUUUUCGUCUUACUAAAUGGGAAUCCGUACCUUGUAAUUGAUUGUUUAUGCAAAGCUUAUUCUUAUUCUGGUGAA
This is a messenger RNA of Morus notabilis, 2522 nucleotides long. RefSeq names its product ABC transporter G family member 21. The coding region runs from base 157 to 2262 and encodes 701 amino acids. The transcript has 5 exons. Gene Ontology annotation, molecular function: ATP hydrolysis activity; ATP binding; ABC-type transporter activity. Lineage: Eukaryota; Viridiplantae; Streptophyta; Magnoliopsida; Rosales; Moraceae. Gene Ontology annotation, cellular component: membrane. The record is from RefSeq and is a predicted model, not a curated record.